ACAUAUAGGCAUAGAAGCACAGGGGGAGGGGUGUUCGGCUUGAGGGGGGAGAAAACGCUAGCUACGACGGAGACACAGCUGCUAGCUGUGUAGCAGUAAGGCAAAUUAGUGUUGUAGCGACAAAUCAAGGAGCCAAUAGCAGAUCUCACUGAAAAAUAUUUGGCAACACUGUUGAAAAGUUCAUUCUGGGGACGGGACGGAGAUAAAUGAGCAGACCCACGUUGUAGCUGCUCACAUAGCUGAGGCGAACCUGGGGGAAUUGCUACAUAGGAAUUUGCGGAAGAAUUGAGAGAAACAGCAGCAUGGUGAAUAAUGUGCAGAGAGUCGACGACACCUGGCGAACAUGCACCAAAAGCGACUCGAGUGGCGCGAGCAACAGCGGCGGCGAGAGUUCCAAAGAGAGCUCUCGCUCCUCGACGCCUGUGCUGGAUGCCGACAGCAUGGACAGGCUACGGGACAAGAUGCGCCGCCGGACAGAGUCGGGCGACCACUGGUUUUCCCUCGAGUUCUUCCCCCCUCGUACUGCCAGUGGGGCUGUCAACCUCGUUUCUAGAUUUGAUCGCAUGGGCUCUGGGGGGCCCCUGUUCAUAGACAUUACCUGGCAUCCGGCGGGGGACCCAGGUUCGGACAAGGAGACCUCCUCCAUGAUGAUCGCCAGCACAGCGGUCAACUACUGUGGCCUGGAGAGCAUCCUGCACCUGACCUGCUGCAACCAGACCAAAGAGAAGAUCACCGGGUACCUGAGCAAAGCCAAACGCCUUGGCCUGAAGAACAUCAUGGCUCUAAGAGGAGAUCCCAUGGGGGCUGACUGGGAAGUGGAAGAAGGGGGCUUCAACUACGCCACAGACUUGGUCAAACACAUCCGCUGCGAGUUUGACGACUACUUUGACAUCUGUGUAGCCGGCUACCCCACUGGCCACCCGGAGGCAGAGAGCUACGACGAGGACCUGAGACACCUGAAGGAGAAAGUGGAUGCCGGAGCAGACUUCAUCAUCACGCAGCUCUUUUUCCGGGCCGACACCUUCCUCAAGUUUGUCAGGGACUGCAGGGCCAUAGGGAUCACCUGCCCCAUCCUACCAGGCAUCUUCCCUAUCCAGGGCUACCAAUCUCUAAGGCAGCUGGUCAAGCUGUCCAAGCUGGAGGUGCCCGAGGAGAUCAUGCGGGUCAUCGAGCCCAUCAAGGACAACGACGCAGCCAUCCGCAACUACGGCAUCGAGCAGACGGUGGGCAUGUGCCGCGUGCUGCUGGAGAGCGGCGAGGUGCCGGGCCUCCAUUUCUACACGCUGAACCGUGAGGUGGCCACCAUGGAGGUGCUGCGGCAACUGGGCCUGUGGAUCGAGGACCCCAGGCGGCCACUCCCCUGGGCGGUGAGCGCUCACCCCAAACGCAAAGUGGAGGACGUGCGGCCCAUCUUCUGGGCCUCCAGACCCAAGAGCUACAUCUACAGAACACAGGACUGGGACGACUUCCCCAAUGGACGAUGGGGCAACUCGUCGUCUCCGGCCUUUGGCGAACUCAACGAUUACUACCUGUUCUACCUGAAGAGUAAGUCGUCCAAGGACUCCCUGCUGAAGAUGUGGGGCGAGGAGCUGACCAAUGAGCAGAGCGUCUACGAGGUUUUCACCAGCUACAUCAAAGCCCAGCCCAACCGUGCCGGACACAAGGUGAUGUGUCUGCCGUGGAACGACGAGCCGCUGGCCCCGGAGACCAACUUGCUGAUGGACGAGCUGGACAAGGUGAACCGCCGGGGGGUCCUCACCAUCAACUCCCAGCCCAGCAUCAACGGCAAGCCCUCCGACGACCCCAUCGUGGGCUGGGGCCCACCGGGGGGCUACGUCUUCCAGAAGGCCUAUCUGGAGUUUUUCACCUCGAGUGAAAACGUCACGGUUCUCCUCAAAGUGCUGAAGAAGUACGAACCUCGCGUCAACUACCACAUCGUCAAUGUUCAUGGUCAGAAUACGACGAACGCCCAUGACAUGCAACCCAACGCUGUGACGUGGGGCAUCUUCCCCGGCAGGGAGAUUGUCCAGCCCACGGUGGUGGAUCCAGUCAGCUUCAUGUACUGGAAGGACGAGGCCUUUGCCCUGUGGAUUGAGCAGUGGGCCAAGCUGUACGAGGACGAGUCGCCGUCGCGCAUGAUCAUCAAGUACAUCCACGACAACUACUUCCUAGUCAACCUGGUGGACAACGACUUCCCAUUGGACAACUGCCUGUGGCAGGUCAUCGACGACAUGUUCGAGCUGCUUGACAACCCCCCAGAGGAGCAACCCACGGAGCAACCUGCAGAGCAGCCCGCCGAGGAGUCACCCGUGGAAAUCAACCCGCAAAGUAACUGUGGCGACAGCCAGACUGACUGACUUUUUUUCUUUUUCUCCCCGGUGCUGCUAUCAAGAACUUUUCAUUCGAAACUAACACCACAAAGUACUUAACUGGAGUAUUAUACUAUACAAAUAUAAUCACUACAUGAAACAAUUUAAUAGAUUUUACUGUAUCUUAUGCCUGCUCAUACCAUAACCCCACCGCCACCAUGGGGCACUCUGUUCACAACGUUGACAUCAGCAAACCGCUGG
Molecule: messenger RNA, 2570 nt
Organism: Coregonus clupeaformis (lake whitefish)
Lineage: Eukaryota; Metazoa; Chordata; Actinopteri; Salmoniformes; Salmonidae
Product: methylenetetrahydrofolate reductase-like
Exons: 12
Coding region: 303-2357 (684 amino acids)
Biological process (GO): tetrahydrofolate interconversion
Cellular component (GO): cytosol
Molecular function (GO): methylenetetrahydrofolate reductase [NAD(P)H] activity; FAD binding
Source: RefSeq, a predicted model, not a curated record